Molecule: messenger RNA, 1061 nt
Organism: Carya illinoinensis
Lineage: Eukaryota; Viridiplantae; Streptophyta; Magnoliopsida; Fagales; Juglandaceae
Product: E2F-associated phosphoprotein
Exons: 4
Coding region: 203-739 (178 amino acids)
Biological process (GO): positive regulation of cell population proliferation
Cellular component (GO): nucleus
Source: RefSeq, a predicted model, not a curated record
AAUAUAAUAUAUAAUUGAGAAAAUAUUAGAAAAAUAAAACGAAAAAGAAAACCCGGCGAACGAGUUGUCCAGCGGAAUCGGAUUAUUCUGCGAACCGAAAUCCAGUGUGCUACACAGCCCGCUGAGCCGCCGAAGGUCGAAUUUCUAGCGACUGGAGCGAGUCGUCCACUUCAAUUGGAGAGAGAGAGAGAGAAGUCGUGAGAUGGAAGUAGGCGACAACAAAGGAGACAGCAUGGUGGAGUCCCCAACCCAUUCUCAGCAAACUAUAUCUGAUGAUGAUGAAAUAGACUACUCUGUGAAACCAGAGUUCUAUGAUCCCGAUCUUGAUGACAAAGAUGAAGCAUGGGUUCACAAGAGAAGAAAAGGUCGCAGCUCUGAUGCUGUUCUUAGCUGCCCAGCUUGCUUUACAACUCUGUGCCUUGAGUCCCAAAGGCAUGAAAAGUAUGUCACCCAGUACAGGGCUGUAUUUGUGAUGAACUGCAAGGUUAAUAGUGACCAAGUAUUUGCAGAGAAACAUUCCAAACCGAGAAAAGGCAAAAGAGGGAGGACAUCUGGUGAGAGUGAAUCAGGCUUUUCCGGGUCUGAAACAUUGCAUAAAGUAAGCUGCUCUGCUUGCUCUACAGAGGUUGGCAUCAUUGAUCAAGAUGAGGUUUAUCAUUUCUUCAAUGUUCUUCCAAACGGCUUCAAUGCUGAAACUGCAGGGGGAUGCAUACAAAAGCGCACAGCUCCGAAGUCCUAACCCCGAAAGAGAGAUCAAAUGAACAGUCUGUGCUGAAUUCUUAUUCCUCAGAUAUCGUUUCAAAUUUAGAAUCUAAAACUAGGUGGGUUUGAUUUUGUUAUUGCGUCUAAAGUAUAGAUUCUUAUAGGAAUUGACAAAUAUGUAAUGUCGACCUCACCUUCCAAAUCAGUGUCAAAAUUAAGAGAUUAUUGAAUUUUUUGAUAAUUACUAAACUAUAGUUAGGAAAAUAAUAGAAAUGGUCGUGCAACCAGUUUAAGUUGUAUAUUUGGAGAAGCCAAGGAAAGAUAAUGUGGGAAUUGUUUUGAAGUGGAAAGUUACAAGA